Molecule: messenger RNA, 916 nt
Organism: Truncatella angustata
Lineage: Eukaryota; Fungi; Ascomycota; Sordariomycetes; Amphisphaeriales; Sporocadaceae
Exons: 1
Coding region: 394-720 (108 amino acids)
Molecular function (GO): monooxygenase activity; oxidoreductase activity, acting on paired donors, with incorporation or reduction of molecular oxygen; iron ion binding
Source: RefSeq, a predicted model, not a curated record
GUCAAGAAUAUAAUUGCGGCAGGUUACCGCUUUUAUGGUUUUCUCCCCUGGAAUGAGGAGUUCUUCUCAAUUGCAACCGCUUCUGCAGUCCUUCCCACCAUAGCACGAGUGGCUCAAGGUUGACCAUUCAGUGAUAUGUUACCAAAGGCUACGGAUCCCGCUGGGCCUCGGAAAGUUUCGUAGGGCAAGUUAUAGUCAUCAUAAUAUCCGCGGAUUGCAACGAAGGCUGAUUUCUCCGUGCCUUUGACACAGUAAAAAAGUUAUCGGAGAUCGAUACAAGCAAGCUGCUGACGAUCGAAAGGACUUGGUUGGUAUGUUUAUGAAGUCGGGUGUCACGAAAGACGCAGCCGUGAACUAAUCACUGGUAUCGGUGGAGGUAGAUUGUUGUACUUGAUGGACGGUAACGCGAACAUGCUGACCACUGCCGCAAAUAGAAUUGCAGGUACAGAUUCGGUCGCAACCACUGUUCAGAGGAUAAUUAUUUGCUUGAUGUUAGAUCUCAGUGCUUACAGGAUCUUAACGACCGAACUAGACGAUGCCAUGGGUAAAGGUUCGAUAAAUUCACCAGUCCAGAGCUCAGAAGCUAAACAGUUGCCAUACCUACAAGCCGUUGUCCGGGAAAGCAUGCGUAUUUAUCCUGGUGGUACGCCGUUAUCGCUUAAGCAAGUGCCUGCUGGAGGCUACAAAGUUGCAAGUUGGAACCUUCUGGCUGGCACUUAAGUUGGAGUGGACGUCUGGGGAGCGCUUUAUGAUUGAAUGUAUGACUGUCAGUUCGGCUACGGCAGAUACCAGUACUGAGAAAGGGAGCUUAUCUUCAUAGAACUGAACAAAUCCCUUCUGGAAUUAAGUUGCGCUGCCAAACCUACUCGGUUGGAGUUCUAAAACUGCCGCAGCUCCUGAGCCGCUUCGGGUUGCU